AUGCUCAGCUAUCUGAAACGUCGGUUCUCAUCGACCGAUCUACAGGACGAUAGUCCAGAGACGAGAUCGGGCGGCGGCUAUGCUGGUGCAAAGCCAAGCCAGCCCUCUGUGGGCGCCGUUGGCGGGACGCAGGUUAUCAGGGAUUAUCAGUACCUGCCACCAAAUGAGGUGCGUGGCGGUGGCCGGAUGGGUGAGGAUGGCUACAGGAGCAACCAUACCGCACAGACGACUACAGGGCGCAGUGGCGGUGUCAGUUUCCCAAGUGCUCCCAGCUCGCCCACGAGAUCGGGCUCGUCGGGCCUGGGAUUUGUGGGUACAAUUACCGGACAGCUGUCAAAGACACGACAACUCUUCUCUACUGAAACUCUGAACUCCAUUAUAAGUGACAGCAAGCUGCAGCCGACAAGGGGAAAGUAUAAAAUUCUGCUGGUUAUUGAUCAUCCGGCCACGGACUGGUGGGUACAAUUUCAUUUGCAUAGCACAAUGCAGAUCUGAAAAUUAAUAGUCACGACCAAGUGUACUACAAAAAACCAUAUCUAGCGCACCAAAUGAAACUACUUUUUCCAAAAAUUACACCCAGGGCACAGUUUCAGUUUCAACGUAAGGACAUACCUAAACAAUCUCCCUUGAAAGAAUACCUGUAUCAUCCAUUUUUCCGCUAUGAAAGUAAUGUACAAGGUCCUUCAAGGCCCAUUUUUAUCUCUGAACAAAAUUUAUGUUCGUUUGGAAGUCACAGUCGAGUAGUGAACUUUAGGUAGUAUAUUGAUUAUUUAAUAAACUGCGAAGUAAGCCUCAGAGUUUCUAAGAAUUAGACGAGAGUUGAAUUAGCCGAACAUUUAUUUGAGAACAUACCUUUCGGUAGUCAACAAGUUCUAUUGAAAAAAUUCACCUGCCCAUUGAAAGUAACUAUCGACAGUUAGUGUCCAAAUCUAGCUAAAAAAUCCAGACUAAAAGCAUAUUAAAUGAUUUGGGUUAGUGGUUCACGAUGUUUGGCAGUAGUUGUGCGUUUUGACAAAAAAUUCGUACGUUAGUGGACUUACGGUACCAAUAUGUAUUAACAGUGGUCGCUUCCCAUUUCCAAAACAGCAUCUAUUUCUUUCUCGACAAGAUUCGGGCGAUGUUUUUUUGGGGGGAAGUAAUUUUAUUAAGGUACAUUUUCUCAAGCGUUUACACCGUUCCAAACGUCUUCACUCAUUACUGUGCAUUUUUUGUCGUAUAUAUUUCCGGAAACAGAGACUUACUGUGUACCGUACUUCUGAUUGAGAUCACCGGUUACUUUAAGGAUUUCGACAGUAGCGUCUGACUUAAUAUUCUGCGAUAUCUCCAAUUUUAUGCCCAUCGCAGUUACUGAAUGUCUUUGUGUCAACCCACUGAAAAUCAAUUCCCUUCAACGGACUACGUAUACGCAUUUUCUUUGGGGAUAUUGAAGACGCGGAUUGUAUGGAACGAAAACUUAAACAUUUUUGAGAAACGAAAUAUUACAUGGCCUAAAUCAGUACUGCCUAGGCACGUAACCUGACCUCAGUGUUGGUUAGAUUUGUACUCACUUAGCACAGACCAAUUUGCUUCUAGUGUGUCCAAGCCCUUGUAAGCGGUCGGGUCCAGUGGGGAAUAAAAAUGUCCUUCAUUUCGCACCUGGUUUCUGUCACAUUACCUGUACCUCCCUUCGUUGCAAUAAAUACGAUUACUUCCGAUUCCGCAACUUAUUCAGUGAGCUACAUGUUUUGCGUCGCAGGGAUCUGAUAAUGGGGUUAAGCCUUCUCGCGCUCUUCUCUUUUUUGUGUGUAAAAUCCUGAUUAGUGUGCUUUGUGUAUCAGGGGUGUGAUGGUACUCCUAGGUGGCAGCUUUUGUCGUGCCAGCCACUUGCGCACUCUCCCGUCUCCGGUCUUCUUGACUCUGUCCUGACACCGGAAUUAGGUGUGGAGAAGGAGAGAGUGCGGUAGAUGCUGCGCAAGUCCACUAUCACUUCAAACUAGCUUGCGCGCAAGUCACUGUUCCUGCACUCAUCAUGCCGUGGAGCACAUGGUGGACAUAGUCGAAAUCGAUGGACGGACAACCAAGCCACUAAAAUCGAUAUGCCUCUGUUUACACUCCGUUUGCGAACAUUCGUACGCAAACAAUUGACAGUCGCUUCUCUCUCCCUUCCUGUGACUGCGCGCUUGCUGCAUUACCGUCUUGAGUGCUGAUAUUGAGAAGGAUAGGAGAGUGAAUGUGUGAGAACAGGAGAGAAGCUCUCCCCCUUCGGGCGCCCAGCCCAUGCCUCUUGUCACCACAUGUGCUGUCAAUCACGCCACCUCGCAUCCCGUCCUCCACUUAGCCGAGCGCCGCAAUGAAGUUAUAGGUGAUGCUACGGGUGUGUGUAUGUGUUGUGCUCCCAAACGGGCCAUGUGGUAGAUGCGAUGAACCAACACAGCGGCCAUAUCGGAUUCUGGUAGGCGUUAUCAGAUUUGCGCACCGAAACAAAUGUCAACAUUUCGGGGUGAGGUGGCAGACCUGGUUGCCGGCAGAAGUCGCGCACACUGGGACCCCUGUUGCCACCCCAUUGGUGUUGUUGGUCAAAAAACCUUGUUAUCUGCUGUGUGGACUACGAGGUGUGGAGUGGAAAGCCAAGGUGCGGGCUCGACGAUGCCAUCCACCUGCACCCUCCUCCGCCUCCGGUCUUCUUGAUUCUGUUUUGACACCGGGUCCAGGCGGGAGAGGAGAGAGUGCGGUAGAUGCUGCGCAAGUCUACUAUCACUAUAAACUGAUUUUCGCACAAGUCACCGUCGCAGCUCCCACCCUGCUGUGGAGCACAUAGUGAACAUCGUCGGAUGCGACGGCCGAACUAUCGUGUGUGUGUGCUUGUAUCUCGUGCCAUAGACUACACGGGAGAUGAGCCGGACCAAUACGGGAUCUGAUUAAGGUGUAGCGCGCGGUAACCUGCAUGUAUAUCCCAAAACGAAUGCCGCACAUUGGGAAGUGUGAUGGUGCGAUUAGGCGGAGGUCCGUGUCCAAUCUCGACAUCAGAUGGCUGACCGGCUCGGAGAGCCGAGUAGUACAUACUAGAGUGAGAAGACAGUGAGGUCGACUACGGGUAUUCUUUCCCCCGCGGCACUUCGGCACAUCCCUCGCUAAUAAACAGCCUGACUCGCUUUGAACCCAUCGCGACGCGCCCAGAGUUGUGGCUUGGAAGACUGCCAACUGACGAGAUAACUUAGUCUUUCAGAGCGAGAUGUAAAGUUGCGACGAUUCAUUCUUAAUGCGACCUCUAUGACACCCUAAUCAUAUGAAAUCUGUGCUGCCUUCUGUUUCUGCAUGAAAACCUGAUCUAUCUUGCGCGAACCAGGUGUGUGGGCUGCGUAGACGGACUGCCUGGCGCAGUCUGAGCGCACCUGCGACCGUCCUAACACAGCCUUGUCACGGAGUCAGGUGGUUGGAAGGGGGGGGAGAAAGUGUGGUGUGUGCUGCGAAAGUCUGUCAUCGCUAAAUACUAACUCACACGUACGUUACUGUUAUACGUCUACCUUGCUGUGGGGCAUGCGGUGGAGAUCACUUUUUUCGACGGUCGAAAUAAAUCGUUUGACAUUUUCUGAAUGUUGGUUAUUUGAGUCCCCGAUGCGUUUGGAAUACAAGAAAAUGAAAACUCAGGUCCCCGUCAUCAGCUAACAUUCAUCUUCUCCACUUUACCAUAUCUGAAGGUACUUCCCCACCGUUAACGUCUGUAGAAACAAAUAUAAGUAUUACACUGGUUGGCAAAUUUAAGAGUUCUGGGGUGGUAGUUCGACAAAUGGAAGGACUCAGUAAAGCGGGCUUACUGUAGUGCUGGCGUUUCGGAAAGCAUGGUCGGCUCAUCCUUGCCAAAGCUGAAAUUGAAUAACACAAGAAAAUGUCAAGUUGCUAGUUGCAAAAUCGGCGUUCCAUGCAGAAAAACGACAGGGUAUCUGGAAAAGUCAUUUGGUUAUGUUAGUGGGCGCUCACCGAUCGUUCAUACGGAACUCACUCGUUCCGUUGUGCCUUAUGGACUCUCUCUCGAGCCCAACCAGCAGCCGCACAGCGGCGCGUGAUAUAUAGGCAGAAUGAUAUUACCGACAAAGACAAGGGAGACUGGAAUGGCCAUUUCUGGCUUAUUAGCCGUCGUCAGCCAGCCAUACCCAAGCCCGAAGUGUGGAACACCCGAGCCUCGAACUCGCGACCUGUUGGUUUAGAAGUCAACGCCUCUAUUCACCGGGCCACGAGCCCGUUGCCCUGAUCAUUUGGUUAUGUUGAUCAUAAGAAGUUCGCGUCUACUGCUGUUAUAUAUUCCAGGGCAGUAUUCUAAACUAUAGACAGGUGCGGAUGACUCUGCUGUCAACCCAUUUAUCAGCCAUUCUGGAAAAAACUCCGUCGCUUAAGAAAUAGACACGAGCUUCAAGAGCCCUUCUGAGAGUAGUAAUAAAGUUUCUUGCAAUCUGAGGCUAAAACCGGUCAUUUACGGUCACAGACUGAAGAAGCCAAACGAUGGUUCAUGUAAAUUGAACUGAAAGACCACACAAACGCAUUGAAAUCUCUAUCAAGCAUUCCGGAAACUAUUUUCCUGACAAGAUAAUCUCCCAUAUCGCACGGAUAAAGAAAAUCGGAGACGAAAUAUAGCGGAAUGUUUGUGACCGCAAAACGUGAACAAUAGUAGACGAUAUACCCCUUCGAAGAUUUCACGGGAGAUUUGAUAAUGAAAAUUCAUCGGAUAGCACAUUGUAAUUUGAUUACACUUGCUGAGUACUGAGUGUAAUAAUAACAUUCGAAAAUGCGUCUCUGGCUGCGUCUCCUACAGGGAUAAGUUAAGAAGUGCAACAACAGUGCAAGAUAAAACAAGGAAACAAAUAGCACGACUUAGCUAAGAUCUCACAUUCAGUUCAACACUUAUGUAGCUUGAUGAUAGCAAUUCAUAUAUUCGGCCUGACAUAUUUUCCAAAGCAGAUCAGUUCACGUUCUUUAAACAGGAAGCUCAAACAAAUUCGAAAAGAUUAGGCCUUUAUGUUGCUUUUCAGCUGUUGCAUUCCAGAAAAGUGUGAAUAAGGUAGGGGUGUAAAUACUCCAUAUCAAGUACGUAGCGUUGUUCCAGUGCCAUUCCAUUUUAGCACUGUUUAUUUUCGCACAUACUCCCGAGAACUGGAACAGUAAUUGCUUUAGGAGUUUGAGCAGGACCAAUUUUCCUUGUAUUUCAAUUUUUUUAGUCGACAGAACUAUCUUGAAUAGUUUGCAUUCAAAUCUAUGACUACAAAGUACUUACUUUUAAGGGGCAAAGUAAAUUUUGCAUAGAAUGGGCUCAGACACUUUGAAAUCACACUUAGCAAAAUAAUUCCAUUCCAUUUUUAUCGGACGUUUCGUCUCACUGCCUUAUCAGAUGAAGUCUGAUUCGGUUGAACACAGGAGCCAUGGCGGGUGCAUAAACACAGAAACUCAAACCAAGGGGGAGGGUGAACUGCCGAUCUAAAUUAGAACACUGAGUAGAGUCUAUUUGGGUAUACUCGAAACUCGCUUCUCUCUGUCAAGGCAAGUAGGGCAGCUCGGAUAAAAUCGUUGUAGGUGGGGAAAAAGCUUAUAGGAAGAAAUUUUCUUCAAGAACAAUUCCCUAUGCUUCGAUUGCAGGAGUUUUAAUAACACUCCUAGACCUCCUCAUCCUUAUCCGAAGACGAGUAUCUCCGAACCGUGUAAGAGGAAAUGGUGCAGUUUCUGAAAUGAUUCGUCAGAUCGGAUGAAAGUCGUCACUAGCCCGGCAGUAGGCAAAACCCGAAUUGAAUCAUGACCAAAAAGAAUUGCACAGCGAGGGGUUCUUUCUGUUCCUAGUUUACUGCAGCUUCCCCCAUUGAUAAGGCUAAUUCAUGAAAACCGGAUAUCAGACUGAGCAUGAUAAUUAAUCUGACAUUGAUCCUUUGCGCAUGCGCUUCCCUGUCGGUUUUCCACCAAAACCGAAACAGACUUCACACGCCCGGUUGUGAAAUACUGCGAACUUGUAAUGGAUGACGCAGUAACAGGAAGUCAUUGCAAUGUGGCCAUGCACUUCAAGUAUCAAAUUUACACUGCCAGUAGAUCAUGGGGAAUCCAGAUAAGUGCCAGUACGGAAGAAAAAUUGAUCAGCGGUGGCCGUUCUCUCUUCCCGGUUUCAAAAUUUUAGCUGAUCUAUGCCAAAAUGAUUGUAUGAAAUUACUAACCUAAAUCCCUAACUUGCGCGUGACAAAACCAAUUGCGAACCCUAAUAACAUCCACGUUUCCCCCAUACGGCCUGUUACCUAGACAAUUUGGUAUUCCCACUUACGGUAGUCAAACGCCACUUAUGCGUAUUCGAGAAGCGGGACUUUCAAAUAGGCUUAAGAGAUUUGUGGUGAACGAGUUUUCUAGAAGAAGACAAACGGACAAAUGUGACUUUAAUAUCGGUCGGCUGGAACAUUCCCCAGGGGACUACAAGUUAAUUUUUAUUAUUAAAAGACGUGUGGCCAUCGUCUUUGCAUGCUCUCCCCUAAAAGCGGGUAUUAUAUAUUUUCUAUCCUUUUUCAGGGCUAAAUACCUGUACAAAAGGCGAAUCUGCAGUGACUGGGAUAUUCAAGUUGAACAGGUAAGUGAAAUCGAUCAUAACUUUACCAUAAGCGGUAAAGUUUGUGUCAACUGCGGCUAUUUUGUACGUUAAGAAGAAGCGUGAUGCACGCUCCCUACCUUGUCAUCUUAUUAGAUAGAACGUUGUUAAGUUAGCGAAGUCGGAAAAGUAAGCCUAGAUAUAAUAGCAGAGACAAACAAACUACGGAGGGUAAUCAAUCUGCGUGCAUUGAAUAUGCAUAACGAUAGGACCGUUGGCUCUACAUGCAAAAACAACACUGUCACGUUGUUGUUUUUCACUGCUAAACUUUCCGAAAAUAUUUUCUAAUAAGAUCAUGCCGUUGUUCUGGUCCUAACUUUUAAUAUUUGAAGUGAUUAUGUAAGCUUUAGAAUAGUUUGCUUUCAUAAUGAAGUUUAGUGGUUUUGCAAAACUCAUGCUUUUUUCGAACACGCAAUAUGCUACUGAAGGUGCAACUAGCUUUUUUGGAAAACAAGAGCCAUAUAACCACUUGUGCAAGAACAGCGGACACCUAAAAUCAGAGAAAAUAUGUUAACCGUAAAACCUUUCCCGCGCAGGACAUAGCAAAAUAAAUUAAUCAAUGGGCAUCAUAUGAAAACUGCACAAAAAAGUCAACACACCAUAACACACCUUCGGGUUAGCCAGAGACGAAGCUAGAAAAGCUGAUAUCUUGCUACAAAAAACUUAACUAGUCUACUUAUGGCUUCUCGUUUCUUGCCUCUAUUGCGAUCAUUAUGCUACAUGAUUCUCUAAUCGUAAUUCCACUCGUCAAGCGCCCAAGUAUGAGAAUGACUCCUUCGAACAAACUGGGAUCUCUAGGGCUUUACGACCAAUCUUUUUCAUAACGCCUUAAAUAUAUCAAGAAAAGUCCGAAGAGGAAGGAUAUACAGGAGCUUCAGGGAAGUACAGGGAUUAUUUUGUAAGAUUACUCAGGUCUUCGGAACAUCAAGGAUGUAGAAUAUGGGAACUGCGAAGUUUCAAGUAGCAGCUUCUACAAUUAUUGCUUUGAAAGAUUAAAGGUCGUCCCGUUGUAUCGCAAAAAUUUGUGGCAUUUCUCUACUUCUCCCUAACCUGCGCCCCAUGAGACGAGAUAGUCCAUUUGACUCCCGUUUUGGUUUUAAUGUGAUGACUACGUUGACGCUUAGAGGAUGAAGAAAAUAAUAUAUUCAAAUCGUCGCUGUGUAGACUCUCCGUACUCCUGAAAUUCCGAACGUCGUUUCCAAUGACGUCCACGGUGUGCCCCAGAGCCGAGUGGGCGCAGGGACAGUGAUUUGUGCGUGAUUUAGUUAAAAAUGACAAUAGACUUGCACUGCGUCUACCACACACUCUUCUUUCCCGCCUUCCUGGGCCAGCCGCCAAGGCAGAGUAAAGAGAACCGGUGACAGGAGAGGGCACAUGUGGCUGAGGCGAAGCGAUCCUUCACCUGGGCGUGUCAGCACACCCCCAGGUACAGUAGGUAGGCUAAGUCAUGAAAUGUUAACCGAAAUUCUGAAAUACGUUUUCGUUUCGAAAAGUUUAAUUAAAUAGAGUUGGAGAACGAAUCAUCGAGCAGUAUAAUUCUAUAAUAAUCCAGUUACUCCAGCAUGUCUGCUGUCGAAAGAACUCCUUUUAGGCAGCAUGCUAAAGCCAUAAUCUGUAAAAAAUGACUACUUAAAUAGCAUGCAUUUUGCGCAUUGAUUUUCGAUGCCCUUAAAAUUCAAUUAUAUUUCAUGGAAAACGUGCAUAAAAAUAUUCACUCUUUUAUUAAAUCGGUAGAAAAUUACGUCUUCUUCUAAUUUUAUACUCGAAGGAAGGGUAUAGUUCGGUUUUUGAAAAAAGUUUAUAAUUGCGCGAUUUUCUAAUACCGUGAAAUGACCGUUCAUAAAAUGCCAUGUCUCUGCAUUUACCAAUGUCGCUCGUAAAGUUAACAACAUGGCUCAAAUCCACUGCUGAAUUUUAUGAACCCCAUAUGGUGUCCACUUAAUACCGUAUGGAAACGUAUGGUUUUCCAUACGCGGAAGAUAUAUGGUUUGUAGUCUGGCAACCCUGAAUGCGAGUGUAACUGCAGGUCGGGUUCAAAAUUAUUCGGGAAUUGGAAAAAAUUUGGAAAACCGAAUUAUACCCUUCCAUCGAGUAUAAAGUUGAAAGAAGACGUAAUUUUCUAAUGAAUGAGUAAAAGAAUGUAUAUUGUUAUUCAUGUUUUCCAUGAAAUAUAAUUGAAUUUUUAAGGGCAUCGAAAACCGAUGAGAAAAAUGCAUGCUACUUAAGUAGUCAUUUUUUUGCAGAAUAUAGCUUUUUCAUGCUGUCGGAAAGAAAUCGUUCAAAAGGAGGCAUACUGGAGUAACUGAAUUAUAAUAGAAUUAGGCUGCUUGAUGAUUAGUUCUCUAACUCCAUUUAGUUAAUCAUUUCGAAACGAAAACGCUUUUCAGAAUUUCGGUUGACAUUUCAUGAGUUAGCCCAUCUACUAUAUGUAACGUGUUAUGGGUGCGUAGCCCAAUAAAGCUUGCCGUAUCCUGAUCUGGCUUCGUGUUGGUCCAACGCAAAACUAGAGGUUAUAAAAGUGACGAAAAAGAUUACGAUGACCCAGCAGAAGUGUGGACGGUUCUGAAGACGAAAACCUACAAUAAAUUAUAUGUUUUGGCUGUCUCAUUCCAUGUGUGACAAAAUGUUUUCAAACAACUCCUAACUUUUCCGGCAGUUCUACUAAGUUUCCUGACAUAUGCCAUUGCUGGUUGUUUUGCGAGAUUAGUUUUUUAAGUUACUUGAAACCCUGUUGUGCAUUUUCCCCUCUAUAUUUCGUUUUAUAUGAGAAACAUAGAAUCCUCUUGGUAACCGUGUGCUGUAAUUUGAGUUUUUUCGGUUAUACUUUGGUAGGCACUUUUACACUUAUCCAGGUCACGUAAUAUACGACGUUGGAUGUUGAUUGACAAUACAUAAAUAAAGAGAAGUCUAGUACGAAGAUUUACAGAAACGAGAACCGAAGCGGUCCGCGGCAAACCCUCCUGAAAACUAAAGAUUGGUCAAAAUAAACCAUGUGCCCCAAGAAACCAGGGCAAACAUCGUCAAGUGGAUAAGUAACCGCUGCAAGAUUUGACUCAAGACUCUACCUAUAGUCACAUCAAACUUUUGCUACUAUCCAUCAGAGAAAGUGGAAUUCGGAAGACGAGGCGAUCGCUGAAACAAGAAGUUGGUGAGGUUUGGUCAUGCGGCCCCACUCGAUUGACGUCAAAUGGUUAGCUUACUAAAACAGUUAUAUUUAACAUACCCAACUAGGCCACUCGUUAGAUUAGGGAGGGAAAGAGAGCGCAAGCAGAACUCAAAACACGCACAGGAAAGCGCGUGUGAACCGGCGUUUGAUGUAACCGAAGGUUGUGUGUACGUACUCUCCCCGCGACACAGCCAACAGCUGGACCAAAAGGAUGAGGAGGGUGCCAUCAAAACUGAAGGGCCACGGAGAGAACCGCGUGUUAAUUCGCAACGCAUGGCCACUGCAGGGGAGCCGGGGGAGUUCAACUCCGUCCGAACAAUGCCAUCAGCAGGCCACUCGCUGGAUUAAGGAUAGUAAAGAGGGAGCAAGCAGGGCUCGAAGCACGCACAGGGAAGCACGUGUGGACUGAUACCUGAUGUUACCGAAGAUGGUGUAUAAGCGCUCCCCCCAGGCACAGUAAAUCGCUGGGUUAAAAUAAUAAGGAAGGUGCAAACACAUAAUGCAUGUAAAGUCAGAGCAAUCUCGCCUACUAAAAUUGUUUUAGGAAGCUAACCAUAUGGUGUCAGUCAAGUGGGGCUGCAGGACCGAACCUCGCCUAGGAGUUUAAUCGCCUGACCUUUCAGAUCCUCACUCGAACCCAUCAUCGGAGACCGCUAAGGGUAAUGGAGGCAUAAGGAACGCAUUCCUUAUAGGAUGCAGUUAUCAGGACACCACAUAGGUGGUAUGGCUGACAGCUCUCACGUUUACCGCUGGAAUUCGUAAUUGAUGUCAUUAUGGCUCGUCAGUCCGCGGUAGAGUCGUUAAUGGCCGUUACCGAUUUUUAGCAUGAUAACGACUCAAAGAUUUGGCUCGCUGUCACUCGAACUAUUGGUUGUCCGCGUCAUCCCAUCAACCAAUACACCGAGUGACAGCGAGCCGAAUUACUUAGUCGUUAUCAUGCUAAAAAUCAUCAGUAAAAGCGGGAAAUCUUGGCAAGUAACGACUCUAAUGCGGGCUGACAAGCCAUCAUCGCAUCAAGUGUGAACUCCAGCGAUGAACGCGAGAGCUGCUACUUAUAUUACGCACGUGGUGGCAUGGCAACUGCGUCAUCUCAAUACUGCGCUCAUUGUGUCUCCACCACCCUUAUUUGCGACUGUCUCUGCUGAUCUGAAGCGUCCGGUGUAUAGGCUUGGUCUGACGACCGCAUCAUCUUCUUCUGAAAUUCCCCCUGGAGAUCUAUCUUCAUUUCCUCCGGCAAAAGUAGCAUUGUUCGACUGACACGCACGACUGUUCUAAUCUUGAUUCCUCUUAUCUCUUCCAUUGAAUUCGACCCAUUAAAGUGUGGCGGAAAGAACUAGAUAUGAAAGAAGGGGAAUUCUUUCAAAUGAAAUAGGUACGAAUGCGUGCAGCCCAAAUAAGUACCAGCUUACAACACUCGGAACAUGACAAUCCUUUAAGGGCAAGACAGGUUGUUAUGAUUUCCCGAAAAAAACUUUCCUACUGAAUUCUGCAACACAUUAUUUAAGUUUACUGAAAGAAAUCCAUAAUAUGAACGUACUAAUUUAGUUUUUUUUGCCAGAGCAACCAAUUUACCUGAGGUUGAUAAUCAGUUGUCGUGCGUUUUGCACUUGUAGGCACAGUUUUCCGACAUCUGUAUUUCGGCCUUCGCCGAGCAGGGUUGUACGGUGACAGUGCAAGACAACAAGGGAGGUCGGCCAUCCCCAAAGUGAGUGCGUCGUGUUUUAUUUUUCUGCCCUUGUAGUCAGCUUUUUUAUUACGUGAUGCAAGUGUCUAGUUAGGCCCACAAGACUAAAUCAUUAUACAACAUCAAGAGGCGCAUAUGAGUAUGCACGUUACGUGGGUAAAAUUCAGACGUUCAUAUCCAUACAUUAUACCUUAGCCAGAAAAGGGUUGCGUUUUCUGACUAAAAAUCCAACACCAGAAGUCUUAACGCAGAUUUGGAGGAUUAUGGCUAAUAGUGGGCGAACCGGUAUCUAAGUCCAGCUAAGUGGCAAUCCAAAACCGCCGUUGACCGGUCCCGUUGACAUAAGUAAUUAUGCAAAUAACUGUUUGGCAAGUCUGCUUUCUCGUGUAAACCAGACGAACAUAAGUGCAGUUGUGAGAAGCAGCAUAAAUUAAGCACUUACAAUGUGGUUCGUUAGGAGUUGUACCAUGUCAAUGGGCAUGAGUAAUUACUAAACUUGGUUGCUGAUUUUAGUUUCGAUGUUCUGUUGCAAACAUUAUUAGAUAUACUGACGGUGGCCUACACUGCCCGACCCCCUGCAAAGUGUUAGCUUCAAAGAGGCAUUGCGCUUCAAGUCUGGCCGCUGAUAGACAACUGGGUAGUGGUAAGAAUUCAGUACCAGAAGCGUUAAUUUCCACAGGCAAGGGCGCUGUAAUACCAUUUCAGAAUAAACGCCAACAAUAAAACUCAUGGUUCCCGAAUGAAUUUCUCACAGUUCUUCCUUUAAUCAAGAAAGAUGUUUAGAUGGGAGUGCAGUGAGAAUAUUUAUGAAAACCAACCAUAGUUUCCUUAAUCAACCAUCUGCGACAGUUCUGUAAAGGAACAUGACUCUGAUGGUGUAUUUUGUGAUGUUCGCUAAAGUUCAUUUGCAGUAUUGGAAACGAAAUGGUAAGAGUACACUCUUUUAUUUCCAAGAUGAGCGAGUAUUUAAUUAUCAUAAUUAUAAAUCAACAAACAUGAUUCGAAGGUAUAGGGAGGUAUCAAAUAAUUUGUCAAGCCAUAUCAAAAGAACCGUUAAUAGCUGAACUGAUGUAGGGUCAUAUGAGUAUUUAAAGGGUUACCGAAUUAAGAAUGAGAGAGAAAUAAUGUGUUUCCUUGAACACCGACUUGCACUUAAAUGCAAGUCUUCAGAAAAUUAGUAAAUUACUAAUUUUGGUUGCCCAUCGUUUAGUAAAAAUAUUGUCUUAACUGGGCAUAACAAAUCGAAGGUAAAAUGUGAUGCCUUAUACAGUGUUUUUAGAAGUUUGAAUUUCAAAAAAGAAGCAGCGUUUAAUACUAGCGUGAGUUCCUUACCAUAUUCAAGGCUUUUCAUUCUUUUAAUUCUGACUUAGGUGGUAUUUCUUGCUUGUAAACACACGGGAGAAUUCUCGGAAAUCUUUUGAACUUCGUCGUGUUUUGUAUUUGCCGACUUUGGAUAGCGUCAGAUUUAUAUAAAAAGCAAUCGUUUGAGAGAAAACUAAGAUCUAAUGCCUUUGCCCGGCAAACACUGCUUGAACUUCUACAAACCUUAGUCGGAAAUAUUCAUAUUAAUUGGCCGUUUUACCGGUCUGUUGGAGAGUUUCAUGGCUUAUUGAAUACGCAUAGUUGAUUGAGCUGUAAAAAUUGACCAAAAACAAAGUCACAGAGUACCAACACCUUCUUUACCUUGGUUUACUCUAAAUGGAACUUCGCUGUGCCAGAGCGAAUGGGUAUUAAGUGCGUUUGAAAUUUAAGUGUGUGUACACCUGACUAACCGUCAUACGCGCAAAACGAUAGUUAAAAUUCCCAGUGCCCAACUAAAAUAGUGAAACAAAAAUGCUUUUUGACCUACUGUAAUUUAAUCCAGGAUUUUCGACAAACUCAUGAGGGUUCUGACAAAUACAAUGCCGCCUUCAAGCGAUCGCCAGAUUUCCUUGACGUGAAAACAGAAGCGCUUACUUGACCAAGCCCUUUUCACGGAAUAACUUUUAUGCUCCUUAAGCCCAGACCAGAUAAUUUUUCUUUUUAUGAUGCUGAAAGAAGGUAAACAUGCGUAUAUUGCCCUUUUAUUUUCCCUUUCAGACUGGAUGCUCACGCGCAUCUAGAGGCCGUUUAUGUUCUGUUUUAGUUAUUUGUGAGGUUGAUCGUCUGCUGAUUGUCUCUUCACAAAAGCUCUCAUUCUCAAUAGUAACUCCACCCCGUAUAUCUGCCAUUAAGGUCUUUUAAGCCAGACUUUGUACUGAUCCGACAAGGCCUUGGGGCAACACCGCAGCAUUACGAAAACAUUUUAACCGGCCUCGUCUUUGGCGGCGUUCCUUGUAUCAACUCCGCCGAAGCAGUCUACAACAUGAAAAACAAGGCAUGGCUGGUAAGCGCACAAAGUUUCCAAGCAUGUGCGUUCCGCUUAAUAGUACUAAAGCAUCCAUUUUUGGAAAAAAAGUAAAUUGAGAUACCAUUUCGGCCUAAAAGGCAACAAUCCAUGCGACUUAUUAGUCAAAUGCUGACCUAAAGAAAGCAUGUAGCGACGACUGGACGCAUAAAAUGUCAGCCUUACCUUACUUUGCAUGACAGAAGUUAGGAAGUGGUUUGUUUGAGAAUGAGACUGGUAGUCGUUGCGGUCUUUCAGAACAGUCUGUCUGAAUUUUUAUUCUAUCAAGUACUAUUGUAUUAUUUCGUCUGAACUAUUGCUAGCGAAAUAUUUGCGUAUCGCGAGAAAAGGGGUAGGGCGCAGUGGAUUUAUAUAUAAUAUCAUUUCUGUUGUACGUAGACAGACUUUGAAAAGAGGCUGUCGAAGUGAACUGGAGGACAUACAGGACAUGUGACGCGCACAUAAGUGGGGAUUUUACCCUUUGUAAGAGAAGGGGAAAAUUUGUCGCCGGAAACGCGUCAUCUAAAUUGCUGUCUGCGGAAAGCGGUAGGUCACAGUUGUUGCGAAUAAGAGUUUUAGGGAAGUUUCAGGAAGUAGAUGAAAAGAAUACUCGAUCGCUUGAACUCGAAGCUUAUAUGUCUGACGCUUUGGAUUCAUUCUCGAACGUGAUACACGGGGGGAAAUUAAAUCCGACAAAUGUCUUGUUAUCAUGCAUGCGGGCAUGGAGCGUUUCGUCGUCAUAUUGGAUAGGACAGGCUAAUUACAAUGCCAAACGAUUAUUGCAGAACCGUUAGUUCUGUCUCAUGCAAAUUGAGACUCGUAAAAAACUCUGGCAGGGGAAAUAAAUGCAGAAUUGAGUCCUCGUUCAAGUUUAUGACUUUCCGAAAGUAUUCCCAUUUAGUUCGUUGUAUUGCUGAGACUUGUUGUUGUUGUUGUUGUUGUUGUUGUUGUUGUUUUGGUGUCUCUAAUUUCUGCCUGCUGCUUUAAACCACAUAGCCGUUUUACCAACGUAAUUCUUUGAGAAAAUCAAUGUCUGUCCAGCAGACUCAUUUUAGAUUCUGCUGCCACAUAUCUGUUCACUUAUAUUCCCUAAUAUUGGGCAGUCGAAGCAACCCAUAUACUCCUAGAGAGUUAAUGUGAUGAAAGAGAGAUUCGGUCAGACUUGUUUAACUUUCCAAACCCCCGGUGCACUGUCUGAAAACGUUCUUUACUUUUGGAAAUCAAUCUACGAAAGAAAAAUGCACACUAAUGGGUACACUCACAUGUCAGCUCAUAGAGGAGGUGCUUUUGAAACACUUCAGACUGAAAUGUCUGGCUGGAUAUGUACAUCUAAAUGUUAUCUCCGUCUCUCUCGAACGAGACCACGUGUUAGCACUCAGCAAAUUUUCCAUGCGUCUUCGGAACAUAUAAGUUAAGAUAAAAGAGAAAGGAAACGACCGGCUGGCUUUGACGCUCUCUGCUGUUGCAGAAAUAUAAGUGGCCUACAAUCUGAAGUGUUCAGGAAAGCGAUAAAGAAUACGUAGCUCUCAGCCUCGAUAUCAAUCACUUGUUCAGUCACAAAUACGAUUAUUUGGGUAAGAACGUGGUUCAAUGAACCAAAAGGCAAGGAUGUCGAAUUAUAAUGCCUCCGACAAGUUCUUAAUUUCAUCAGUCGAUGCGUAAAAACCAUGAGAUCCAAAGUUUCAUAAGCGUUCCCAUAUAUGAAGGUCUUCUUGAAGACUAUUGACGGUCUUCUUAUGCAACUCAGGGCUGGCAUUACACACAGGCCAGUGGCAACCGACAAAUACCACGAACGACUUGUUGGCACCGAAACAAGCGUCUGAAACAGCCGAUUACUGCAUCUGAGGCGAUUUUGGACAAAGCGACUACGUCGCCAAAAUAGGUAGAUUACUCCGGAAUUUGAUGGCCAACCCAGCAACAGGAAUGUGAGGGAAUGAUGCAAACUUUCUAGUCGCGGGCCACUCGGCGGGACAUCGCCAGGUCCUGAAGUCCGCGGGCGACUGCGUGAAUCGCGAGCAGCAUUCUCCAUUGACUCUUUCUGGCGCCCCAUCGACAAGUCUUUGUCCGGUGAGGAUGCUUAGUCACAUGCUGAGCACGCAAGUGAACACUUAAAUCUAGUGACAACAUCGGGAAUCAAAUCGCUGAGCCUUUUUCACAUCAAUAGUCGACGCUGAUGAUGGAGCUGCGACAUCUAACGACUGGGACGCGAGCGAUCCAGCCAUCAUCAUAUCAAACACGAUCAUCACCGAUGGAACGCCCAGUGCCGAUUUUAUUAUGUCUGAUUGCACCGCAACUGCCCCCAAUUCCCCCCCCCCCACAGUGUGCUAUUACCUCUAUUUGUUGCUGCUGUUGAUGACCGUUUCAGUGGCAAGUUUGGAGCAGCAGGGUAAAACCCCUCGUCCUGUAGAUUAAGUCAUAUCGGCAGUAAUUUAGAUCGACAAGUAAAAAAAAUCAGUCCGAAAGCGCCAUGCGCUUGUGGUAUCUCGAGGUAAUUUACAGGGCUCGGGCGGAGUAAUUUCGAACGCUUCUUCGGACAUUUGUUGGUCUGAUUAACUUUAUUUCCUACGAGCCGACAAAUAGACAUGCAAACUAACACUGUGUGUGUGAGAGAGAGGGGAGGGAGCGAGUUGGGCGGUGCUACAUCUUUUAUGACAUUCCAAUUCAACUCUGACAAAAUGACUCUUUUGCACUUGCGCAAGCGCAUCCGCAAGCAUUUUUUAUGCAGCAAGUGUCAUUUUUAGCCUUCGGUCGCCCUUCUUUUUUGUUAUGUUUGAAGUCACAUGGCGGCAUUUAAUUGCAAGAAAUGGAAAUGCAUUAAAUUUCCCUUGUGCGGUUGACAACGAGCAAUCGUAAUAUUUUUUACCGACAUGUACACAGCAGACCGUCGUAAACAGCACUUAUUUGAUAACCGAAAAUAUGGGUUCAGGCAAAAAGAUGGACAGUUGGUUGGCUUAAAAUUCCGUAGGUCCGAUUUUCCGAGCACGGGUUCACUUAAUCACGGUAACUAAGUUACAUCCUCACAGUUAUAUAUCGUACAAGCGCGAGAUCUUGGUCGGUCACAGGGGCAUGGGCCUUUCGCGCUAUAAGUGGUUUGGCGCCAAAUUCCGGCAGGUACCUAUUCUCAUAUCCUAACUUUAACCCUAAACCUAAAAUUAGCUCUCGGGGCCUCAGCCCUAACACUAACUGUCAUAAGCUUAACCCCAGACCUCAUCCUCUUAACUCACAUAGCCCUAACCUUAACACUUACCCUAGUCCCCCUGGAAUUUAGGGCAAAGCCACCUGUAAUACCGUAGGUCGACACUCCUGAGUCCAACCAAAUUUUUUUUCCAACGUAGAACCUACUGAUCUAAUUGGACGGGCUGUUGAACCAGAAAAUUCGUCUGGACUGAAAACUCGUGUUUUUUUACGGUAAUUAUAUAAACGUCAGAAACAAUAGUUCAGAUGCUGUACCAUAAUUUGCCAACCUGGGCUUGUUGAAGUCUGUCUCAAAACAACCGGACUUUUGGAUCAGAUUAGGUGAUUUCGGCAGCAUGAACUACAUAGAUAGAGGAGGGGGGAAAUUUCUUCGACGUAUACAGCUACAGUUAAUGCUCCUUGUGUUUAUUCGUGCAACUCGACGCCCGUAUUUUGGGUGGAUCUGCGGGUCACGCUGCGCUACUUGACCAUUACCGUACAUGUGUGCAGUACAUGUUAGACAAAGACUCACCUCACAUCAGCCACGGCGCCAGGUUUAUUCUCUGAGCCUUAGAUCCGGAUUUUCAAAGGGAGAGGAGUGACUGUAUGAGGUCAAUUCGGUUAUGAUCUAACACUUCUAUAAACAAGCACAGUACCUUUAAAGUUCGAAUGCAUUAACAGCUGUAAUUUGGGAUUUUGUUGACUAACGAGGUUAAUAGUUCCUCCCAUGAGGGUAAGUCGGAUUACAAAGGUUCUUGCUUAAUUUGGUCUUUUUGACACGCCUUGUCAUUCGAAACCUGAGGUCUCCCUCUUCUCUGAAGAGUUGUCCGUGUGAAUUUAUUGACCAGUUUGUGUUUGGCAGACGCACACUGGUUCUUUAGCUCUGACAUCCACUCCGCUCAAUGGAUCUUCUGUCAUCUAGACCCUUUCCUGUCACAUGAAAAAUUUUAAAAUGAUACGAGGCAUAUGUGUCGGACGUCUGAUUCGCCGUGAAGAAGGCGGACACAUGUCUUCACCGCCUCAUAUGCAGGCGAGUGAUGUUCCCAGUCAUUUGUUUCGAGCGAACUGUCGCACGGUGGUUGCGUAGCAGUACAAACUACGAAGAACUUUUUGCUGUUAGUCAUGACUAAAGCUUACUUUGUGGUUUUCAUGCAUAUCAAGACCAAAAUCCCUUUCGUUUUGAUGCUACUCCAACAUUCCGCAUUACUUUAGUUUGGCCAUCUACUGAUGCUUCGAAAAAAGCUGGGUCCGGCGGAAUUUCCACUUGUCACGCGCAGCUUCCAAACCAAAUGCCAGCCAAUUGUAAGUCCUACCUGCCCCACUACUAAUUCGACUUUCGAAUUAAAAUGAGCGGAACUUAAGCUUUUUCUCUCCGCCUUUAGACUCCGGACUUUCCACUUCCCGUUACUGUCCGCAUUGGAGGUGAUAUGACCCGGGAAUGCGAGGUGAGAUGGGAAGAAAUUUGACUAUUUUUGUUAAAGUAGAAUUGCGACUGGUCCUUCAUUUUUUCCUUAAGUGCGUACUUUUCCGGCCAAACCGCAUGCCUUUCUCUCAAACGUCCGGUGGACAUUCGAGUUUAAAUAAAAGUCUUCGAACAUUUUGUCUUAGUCAUUUUAGUGGCAUGUCAAUGCAAUUGAUCAUGUUUUAUUCGAUCCGCACAGUAGAUCUUUUUUCGAUCUGCAUGCGGACGUACAGGUCGCUGCGAGGAUAGCAUGCCGGCUUAGUAGCCAUUAGCUUGAAUCUUCUUUUUAGGCAACUGAUCUUGUAGUAUUAAACAAGAUCACGCCUGUUUUGGCAUUGUUACUCAAUGCUAUAUUGCACGCCAAAGAUCCAAGGUUACUGGUUAAAAUGCGCUUUUUCGAAAUGAUGGUCGACUCUUCUGCGCAUAUUUUAAUGCCCAAUUCUAGGCUCUCUUGUUCAACGAUGAAAGUUUCAGGAUAAUUGCCAAACAGUAAGAAUGGGGGGAUGAGAAAUUCCGCAAAUUGAACAUGUGCGGUUAGUUUUGGACGCGUUAGCCAACUUUUUUGCUCAUUAAGUCACUAAUCCAAUGACACUUUAAGGGACGGAGCUGAAGCAGACUGGUAAAUGAACUUCGGAUGCACUGGUGAUCAGGCGAAGCGGGGAAACAACUGAAGCGGUUUAAAAGUGCGGAGAACUCAUUUUGAGCGAAAUCAAAAUGUCUUUCGUAUUUUCGGCCAGGCAUAGAUGACGAUUGACCGGAGUUUGGAUAGUAAAAUUAUGUUGCAUUCUAACUUUGGCUGUUCUAUGUCUAACUGGAGAAUGCGAAAAAACUUGCCCUGUAAAUCCUGGCGUCAUGUUUGAAGAUAAGAUGACGCCUGAAAUUCGGGAGACUUUUAAAGUUCUUUUAUUGACAGUAUCCCCUAAGAAUGCGGCCUUCCUUGCUAAUGUGCCUGUUUUGGAAUGGCUGCAACAAACGGGACUAUAGAUGCAGCUGAACAUUGAAAUUUGUGAGAUUAAGGGCAUAGGGAAAGGCAGACUUGGUCUGGAAGAACUACGACCUUUUGAGAUAGUCGCCGAAACAACUUCAAGAAGUCUUCUGAAAUCCGAAUCUCCUCCAUUUUAAAUGAGUCGGAGAGAUGUGUCGAUACACAGGAAAUCUUAAGUAUUUGUCGCUUAUUUUGCCGUCAGUGUGCCUACUACCCAGACACUCCUUGGACACUUUUGAAUGGUGGAUUCAUGCUGACUGUUUCUAGUAAACUGAGGCUGCAUGUAAUGCCUUAAACCGUAAUCAGAACAUGUGCACAAUAUUGGAGGUGGGGAGGACUGAUUUGCCUGAUUUCAACUCUAUUUCCUUCUGAGCCAACAUUUUUUCCAUCUCUGGGAGUUAAAUUUUCAAGAGACACGUGCUGAUUUUUCUUUUCCGCGUCAUCCACCUAUACUACAGGGCACUACGGACUUGAUAAAUUUUAUGGGUCCGACGAUCUACGAGUAAAAAAGGGGACAGAUUGAUGUCCUUGGUGGCUCUAGUGUCCAUCGAGUACCUCGUUUAAGCUGAUGCAUAAGCUGCGCUCCCUUGCUCCAACAUUAAAAUGCGUGAAAGGUAGGCGCAGGUGAAACAGAUAUAGUUUUUUUGCAAAAAGAGAAUCAGGAACAAAGGACCUGGUAAAGUAGAUAAAUGUAAGCGAUAAUAUGUUAUUUGAAUACAGGUGGAAAAAACUGACAAAGUUUGAUGAAAAAACCAAAUUUGUGAUUUAUUUCCUUGUACUGACGCCCUCUGGUCCUGAAGUAUACCUGUUUUUCUAGCAAGGGUCUCUAGCGUCCCCAAACACAGAUAUUUUUUCCUUGAUGUCCCGAUUAAACGAGUGAAAAAUAUAGCUGGGGCACGCAGUGACACGUUGUCUCUUAAUGUCUAAAUGUCAUGCCGGAGAUCCGAAUUGAAAAUUCUAGGAUUUUUGAUUUUCGUUAGUUUUCUCGGAAACAACAAUUGAAAUCCCUCUAAUUGUGUUUGUUUAUACGGUUGCCGGCAGGUCCGGGCAGAAAAUGUGACCCUCUUUCAGAGCUUAAUGAAUUUGGCCAAUACAACACAGCGGUAUGCCACCACUGAGCCCUGUCUGAACACCGUCUGCGAUAUCUACAUUCAGAAGAUUGGAAAUUUCUUCAAGGCCUUUGUGUGAGUCAUCGUUUUGAUCUCGGCGACCUCAGUGUGUUUUGCGCACAGUCUUUCAGGACAAACGGUAGAUGAAUUACCUCAUGAUCCAUUGACCGAACAUCUAAGGCAUACUUUCGGUUGGAAAAGUCAUUAAGCAAUUUUGCAGUACUGUUAAACGUGCAACAUAAUCUCCUGUGGUUGUAGAUGCUCGGGCACUAAAUGCCAAUCUUUCCAGCAACCUGGGACUAAUCACACACGCCAAAAUAAAUGCCUAACUUUUCAACUUUUUGACUGACUUUAAAUAAGGGGCAUAUGUGCAGAAGAGUCAUUUACCUGUUAUAUCUACGAGAAAGUAACCUUUAUGCAAAAGGGUGGGUGUUUUUCGAUUGCUAGAACGCUUGUCGGUUUAUUUAUUGCUCAUGAGUUCACCUUGUUGUGCACUAGAUUCGGGAUUUCUCAUAUAUGCGUUGUGUACUUUCCACUUAAACAAAAUCCCACCUAUUGUUAUUGCCAUUAGGAAGAGGUUGUCCAGGGCUGAUAGAAUUUCUAAACAUAUACAUGCUUAUUUGCACAGCUUAAGUAUGCCACGUUGAAAACUAGGCUGUUAACGUGCUUUUCUCAGUCUCAAAAGAAGUUAAUUCCGUCUGAGUUAUCCAGCCGAAAAAAAACUACACAGUGCAUGUACUGGAGAAAAGGUCUUUCAACUUGCUAAUUAAUGUCGAAUGCACAUGGUGCAACCGAAAAAGUCAUUGAAGUCGGGAUAGGAAGUCCUGGAACAUUGUACACAGGGAUUUUUACUCUUUAUUAUAAUCUUAGAUGUUUUCUUUCAACUUUUUCCAUUGUUACGGUUUUCCUGGAGCGCUGCUCACCCUACUGUCACAGUCAUCAAAAGGCAAAAAGUCUACUGUCAUGUGAGAUCCAUCAGGAACUUUAGAACAUUUACGGACUCUCCUGUUUAUAUAAGAAACCUCAAGUCUACUUAAGUUUUUACUGCACUGGUAGGAGGUGUAGAUAGGCAUGUUUCUUGAGUGCUGUUUAUCUUUGGUAUUUCAGACGUUUGUGGAUAAACCCAUGACACCACGGACUGUCGAUCACCAAAACUUGGAGGUAGCAUGGCGAAAUCAUCAGCGUAGUCACGAGCAUUCAGUCGGUUUCGGGGUGCAAACUCGACAUACGGGUGGGGCCUUCCCGAGAAUCCAAUCAACGGUGUGGUUGCACAGAAUGGGCGACAGGAAACAACCUUGCCGAACGCCAGACCAAAUAUCGAACGAUUGGGAUAGAUGGUUAGGGGUCAGAAUUCGCUCGACGCUGCAGGGGUGGUGGGCUUUAGUUGCGGCGAGGAUUUUUAGCGGUAAACUAUCUAGAGCCAAUCUCUGCCACAAGGACCCACGAUAGGCGGAAUCAAACGCAGUGGUAAAGUCAACAAAACAGACGGCCGUCGGUCGUUGGUAGUCAUGGCGUAAUUUAAGGAUGACACUCAGUGUGAGCAUCUGGUUCGCGCAUCCACACCCAGCUCGGGUUCCGACAUGGUUGGGCCUCUUCCCGAUGUCAAUAAGAGCCUAGAAUUGCUCCAUAAGGACAACGAUGAAGACCUUCAAAACAUCGUCAAUGAGGCUAAUGCUACAGUAGUUCUCGCACCUUGUGUUAUCUCCCUUCUUGAACACAGAUACAAGGAUACCCAAGCCACAGUCUUCAGGAACGGCCUCAUCCUUCCACGCUUGUACAUUCCCCCCUUGAGCAAAGGCCCCAGAAUUUUGACACAUGGCUUAUAGAUUUAGGAGGAAAUACUGUCUUCUCCGGGUGCCUUGUUGUUGUACGGCCUUCGUAAUGCAUCGGCGACUUUUCUCUCAGAAGGGGAUCGCGUGAUAUUGCAUAGGUUCGAGAGGAGUGAAACGCCUCUGAAGAAGAGAGUGGGGGCCUUAUGGGUUGGUCAUCGAAGUUGUGAAAAUUCUCGAGGCGUUCACGCCAUCGCUCGACCUUGGUCGGUUUAUCAGCAACAAACCCGUCUUUCACAUCGUGAACAGAGUCACUCAGUUCAGAGGGUUUACCGUUAAUUGGGCUGAUAAUUUAGUAGAGUUUUCGAGUGUCACCAACAUUCAAGGCCUGCUCGAGGGGGGUCAUCGUUUCGGCCUAAUAUUUUUUCCGGUCAGCCCUGUCGUACUUUGCCGUCAUUUUCUAGAGUUGACGAAAGAUAUCCUCAUGAGGGAUCAGACUCGAGCCGUCUCAGCAGACAACUGCAACGUUUUUCCGCUGAUCCAGUCACUGUGAAGGUGUUGGUUGCAUCCGAGCUUUUUCUCUGCUGCCCCAUAGGCUGAUGGCUUUAAUGAUGACCACUAACGGCUGCCUUCUCCGCCGGCUCCGGUCGUAAAGUGGGACAGUAUUUCUCUGCCUAGGGUGUCGGUGGUGAUGGGUAGCCAAAGUUUAGUGAUAUCAAAUCGUCUUACAAGUGGCAUUUUGGAUGCGGAUGAGGGGUGAACUCUCAAGCCUGUGCCAACGAGAACAUGGUCUGACCCAUGGGCGGUACCAGUUUCAGUACAACGCAUUGAUCUGCUAUCGCAAACCCAGCUUCGGAACCUUGAACCAACUAGAAGGUAUUCGAUCUGACUGGUCAUACAACCGUCCUUUGACUACCAGGCCAGCAGAUGUCUCUGGCGAUUUUGGAAGCAGGUGUUGGUGACAAACAGUCGGUUUUGAUCAGCAAAGCUCAGCAGUCUCUCAUUGUGGUCGCAACGUAAGCCAAGACCAAAGUGGUCAAUAAGCUGACGAUUUGAAGAGCUGCCAGGCCCAGUCUGACCAUUCCACAUCCUAGUAACAAUCACCAGAUCACGGUGAGGGAGCUCUUUAAUUAACGCUAGAAGCUGUGGAUAAAAAACCUCUUUAUCGCUCUGUUCGGCAACCGAUGUUGGUGCGCACAUGAAGGGGACAGAGAUGUUCAUAAAGUAAUCCCUCGGUCGCAGGUUGUCCGUCCGGUCAGCGACCGGUUCCCAUGCAAGUUGAGCAUGGUUGGCUUGCUGCGAGAGGGCGAUCGCCACACCGCCUCUACCAGAAGAGUCGCGUAAGCCGCUGUGGUAGGGGGACGUAGUGUGACUUGACUAGCGGGACCUUUAUUCCCCGAGUGCCCGGGUCGGAAAAUUCGGAAUUAGGGCAAGCAGUAGAAAUCCACGCUGUACUGUUGAAGACUGUGCAUUGCCGCACUUUGGGUACCGGGGUCGAGCAACUAUGUCAGACAUACUGGAUGACUAUUCCGGGCGUGGAUGAUCGAAAACGCAGUAGCAACGAUGAGGAAGAACGACAUCAGCCCCCAUGCCGUGGCUCAUUCGCGGGACUCGCCAUACAUUCAAGUUUGAUAAGAUCGAAAGACUGGCGAGAGGUGACAUCUGCGUAAGCUACGAUCUGCUUUAUUCACUGUUCUCUAGACUCCAGUCUAUCGACGGGCCUAAUGCCUCCCCUCUCCCUCUUAAGCCGUCAAAUUGCCCCGGCAGAGUAAUUAUUCAUGUGCAGUGUGCGUACAAUACCCAUUCAAAUCAUAAACCAGAUGGCCAAAUAAUUAUCGCCCAAAUAACCGACACUGCUGGUGAAAUGGCGGCAAAUUACGACUUGGUUGUAGGCGAGCCAAGGCCAGCCGCCUGCGAUGAAUGUGAAUGCCAUUAAUUUUGAUAUGCGUAUGUUGGUAUGGCGACCGCACCACGUCAGCACCAACGACACUUGCCUGCUGGUUUCUCUGAUGCUGGGCUUGAGGGUGAAUCCAAAAUGUCGGGCAAAUAAAAUUCUUGUUCCAGCGAACGUAUCUACCUCUUUUCAGUCAUUGCUGCCUUUUCAUUCGAUACGUAUUUCGCAGAAUAUUCAGUUGCUAUAUAUGGAAUUUAUUUAAGGCUGCAGAUAGUUUGUAGAACCUAGUGCAUUAGAAACAAGCGACGCUAGCUGCCCCAUCCUACUUACACAGUUCUUCCUCUGCUCCUUCUUAUCUACUUCUUUAUUAGUUUUCUGUUUUCUUUUGAUUGCGCAGAUUCCCUCUCCCUCACUGCCUCCAAAACACAUCUUCUCCUUUAACACUUAAUCAGAAUUUCGCAGCAAAAGACAAAUCCAUGGUCUGAAGGUAUUAUCGUACGGAAAUUGAGGAUUAAACGUAGAGUGACUUGCACUACUCGUCUGUCGAACUCAUGUACUACUUUUGAAUCCGAGAAGAGACAGUCUGAGUAGAUUGAGCUCUAACCCUAAUUCAUUUUAAUUCUGCAAUACAGAUCAGGAAUAAUCAGUUGUACACACGAUCUCUGCAAUUAAAAUUUAAAAUGAAGAGACACCCCUUUGUGAGCUCUUCUAAGGAAAACAGAAGACGAAGUCCAUGGGGAUAUGGGAUAUGCAAAAGCCUUGAUCGGUGUGUUUUUUGCCGACAAGUCAGUGGCAGAUGACCCGAAAUUGUGAACGGUGUUGUAUAUACUGAGGGCAGAGCAUCGGAUAGUUCCCUAAGGCGUGCUUUCCUAACUAACUGUAUUGACUUCUGAUCUGCCGAGGAGACCGCAUUUGUGUUUUCUGCGUUGUUUAGGUCAUUUAUAAUUACGAACGUCCGAUUAUUUUGGGAGACUUUGUGAGUAAGUGAUGCUAAGAAGUACUUCAUGAGUCAUUUCCCCUCUAGGCAAAAGAUCUUUCAGGGAGUUAAAGGUUUUGGUGCUAUUUUUGGUUUUUAUAAUGUCUCCAUUAGGUCAGCAUGCCUAUUUUUUCAGUCAUUCUGCAAACAGGAUUAAUCGAAGAUGUAUGUUUUAGCUAACGAUUUUCCGCGUAAGGUUUAACUUUUAUGACGCAUACUAAAUCAGCAAAUAAAUUAGCAGUAUAUUUCAACACUUUCAUCCUGGAUACAGACCUCGCGCACCUCAUACAUCAAUCGCACAGUACGACUUAAAAUAACUAUGCUUGAUGUGUUUUACUCAACCUACUAGGCCUACCUCUCAAAUAAGUUAAUGGUUGGGAGCUAGCCUCGAAGUCGGCUUGGAUAGGCUCUUUAUAAACAGCCAUAAUUGUAAAAAACUAUCGUUGUAGUUAGUUCACAGGCCUACAAAGACCACGUCUGUGGGUAAGCGAACGAAGUACCGCCUGUACGAUGUAGCACCCGAUGGCAUAUGUAAGCAACCUGCUCGGUACUUCAUCUCACAUUGAAUGUUCUUAUAAAGAGGAAAAAUUAUUCGAUUUUAUUCGAACCCAGUCAUUAUAUUUUGCCUUUCACUUUCUCUUCCAGACGAAAACCCAUGGUAAACUCAUCGCUCAGUUCUCCUGGUUCAACGAUACUCGAGAAGAUCCCUCUAACAAGCAAGUGCGUUCCGUGACCCAUAAACUAAGUAUUAAUCGGUCGACUUUUGCCCGACUCCCCCACCUAAAAUGACUGUCUUUUAAGCCUAGAUCCUGACCGCGCUGCGUAAUUGCUAUCGCGCUGAAAUAGAUUAAAAAGGACCAUCACAAUCACAGUUUUGCAUUCCUACCGAUAAUCUACGAAAGAUAAUACAAAAACGGAAAUUUCAGCCUCAACAGAAUGUCCCCUUCUACGAUGCAAUGUGUAGAAAGGGCGUUAUAUCGGUCGACCACAAGCUUCGAAAUUCUACAGCCAAAAUUUAACGGAAUUUAAAGAGAAGUAGAACAAGAGGGAAAGUUUGAGGGAGAGAUAGGAGAGGGCAGGAAAUAAGGACUGGAAAAGAAGGGUAGUUAAGACGAAUCCGAAGGGGAUGAGUGGCCUGUCCAGGAACCGUGCUAGUCUCGUUGGCUCAUCAUUUUCGUAAACGCCCAAUCUAGGACGACGCUUAAUUCCUAGUCCAGCGCUGCUUUUUGACAGACGCCGUAAACAGUAUGCAGCAGUCCGCGCCAAAACUCAACUUUGUUCUGCCAUCUACAGCAAAAGGAAACGCUGCGAUCUAAAUGCACGAGGAGGGCGAGAGUAGGGGAGCUCAGGUUUCUUUAUGCUAGGCAGAUUUGUAAGCCGGCGGAAAGUGACGGGCGCUUUGCAGCCUAAGGUGAUGUCUGAGAGUAUACUUGUCCAUAGUGAUGGGUAGUAAACCUCAAUUAAACAACAACAAAAACAAACCGCUCGCUGGCUCUGCCAAGGAAUUCCGUGGCCUCUUUAUAAAUAAACAAAUGUAAUACAUAAACAGCUCACUAAGAGUGCAACAGGCCAGACGCAGAUAGCUGUUUCUUGGUCGUUACCGAUCAUCAUAGGCCAUAUGUACGCAAGGAGCUCAUUAGGCAUGCAACAGGUUUCUUAUGCAGAUAAUGAUGUACUAAUAAAGACAAGGAGAUCGGAAUGGCCGUUUCUGGCUUACUGGCUGUUGUCAGCGUGCCAUACCCAGGUCCACGUGUGGAGAGUCUGGGAUCCGAACCCGGAGUCCUUGAUCUGUGAGUCCAACGUCCAACCAUGGAGCCAUGCGCUCGCUGUCCUGUCGGUUGUGCUCAGGAAUAUUAAUGAUGCUAGAGUGGCGCACACCGAUAUAUACACUUCCUACUUACAAAUGCUGCUGGAGCGGAAAGACUGAGCGGUCCUAGUUGUAAAGCCCUUGUAUAACGCGUUGAAAUACAAGGAGCCAGGUAGUGCGGUAAGAUCUCUGCGUUACAUUACUGGUUCUGUAACAAUGCCGUCAGUAAUUCAGCACCAAGUCUGCAAAAUUCCUCAUAUACGACUCGGUAGAAGUGGCAGUUUGGUGAAAGAACAGGUUGUGAUAGGAGCGCCGGCGGGCGGGCGGGGAAGCGGCGACAGGCGAUGUCACAGAAGAGAGGGAGAGGCAUAGGAAGGAGGCUAAUGGAUACAGGACUGCGCAAAGUAGGUAGGAGGCCGCGUCCGCUCGUGUGGAAGGACAAGUGUAAGGAAAACAGCCUGAAUAGUCAGUUGCAGAGGCGCGUUGGCCGCCGGACUGACUGUUGAGUCAUUUAGCUAGCCAUGGUGCCUCUUGAGCUAAGACAGCUUUAACGGUCUUAAGUAGACCUUUACAACGACCGUCCCCGCUGCCACCAGGAAGCGUUCAUGUGGUACUUUCAGCCUGUUCGGCAUCUCGUAACAUACAGACCUCAACAUUUGCUUCUUCCCCUCAGCUUUGUAUGUUAGUUAGCUUCAUUUUCACCCGUCCCCCCUCCCUAUAUAACGUCGUUCGGCUCUCCUUUUCUCCUGCGUUUUCACCAUAACAACGUUUUUCACCCGGCGUGCAAUUCUAUCGGCGGAGAUCUAAUAUGUAGGAUCACUUGGCAAAACAGCAAGCAAGAUUCCCCUUUGAUACGGAAAUGAUGGUAAUUAUGGGUUUUGUGGGUGGGAAAAAAUGGCAACAAGAACAGAACUUUGGAGGAGAGAAUAAAGGAAAACAUUACAUAAACAGAAUCUUGUUUAAAUACUCCAAUUCAGUUUGCAAAAUUGGCGCGCAAAUGAAAAAACUCUGUCAGCAGACAGUAAACUAACAGAAGGAUAAAAUCACGAUCCCUAACCGUAGCCGUAACCCCAGAUCUAACCCUAAAACUGACCUAACUCUUAACCCAUAGGUGAACUCUAAUCCUAAAACUAACUCCAACCCAAAACCCUAAGCUAACCUCAACUAUAACAGUAAGAAUAACCAAAACCCCGAUUCUAGAAGCAACUUCAACCUUAACGUCGACGUCAAAAUAACCCUAACUCUGAAACCAACUCUAACUUUCUAAUUAAGCCUCCCACUUACCAUAACCCUAGUUUUAGACUCUCGUCCCGAAUCCCAGUCGUAAACCCAUGAACAAAAUUCAUCCCACACAACAGCCCUUAGACUGUCUGAACGGUGGCACGCCUAUGCCUUUAGGCGCCUCCCCGACCGAACCUUUAGCCUGUCCGCUACCGGCUCCUUCCCCAGCAAAAAUAUCAUGGUCCUAGGUACGAUCCCAGAGGCUUAACAGCAGCACAUAGAGUCAUUCGAGAAUCUACUGAUUGGGUUCCAACUAGCGGCAUUGCAUGCCUGCCUAAAUCACACAGGUAGCCAAUUACGUAGUAAUAAGAACGUGGUCUUACACACUAGAGGCUUGUCUUCUGUCAUACUGUAAAUAAGCCAUUAAAGAAGUCAAGAGUCAAUUUGUUGAAAACGAUCUUCUCUUUAUACUGACCUGCUUAAUUUUAAAUGGCCUUGUUGGAAAGCUAGAUCUUAUCAGCAGACCAGGGCGCAGUCUUGAAUCCUUUGCACAGUAUUUUGCCUACAUUCCGAGGUUCGGCUGGCGUGCCUACUGUGUGCUUCUAAGCACUGCAACUUUUACGAAUUUCCGCUAUUUUCGGGAGGUAAAAUGCCCAUUUUACUCCUGGGAAGAUACAUAACCAAGUUUAAAUAUCGAAUGCAUCCUUUUAUCAUUAACAGGUUUGCAAUGUGGAUUAAUGAAGUAGCCUCUCUCUUCGGUGGACUGGAUAUGUGUUCAAUCAAAGUGGUUCAGGACACAAACGGCGAAUACUUCAUCCAGGAUGUCAGUCCUUAAGUAUAUGUUCUCCCUUUUCUUUUUGUUACAACUACAAUCGCAAACCCCUGAUGAGGGUAUUAACGUGACUUUAGAAUUAGCCUAGGGCAGAAAGUGUUUUGGGAACAGGAGAUCAUUCUUCCUAGCAAGGUCUCCUUUCAUAGGGCAAAUUAUUUCAAAUGGCCUACAAUGUUCAAACUAUUUUAAGAAUAUUUUCACAACAGAGGAAGACACUGCUUUAAGUGUGGGGUUUUGCGGGUCCUCCGGAUGCCUCGUCAAGAUUCUUCUACAAUGAUGGCCUUCGAAUUCAUUGAAGAUAGGCACUGCAAACAGGACAACAUGUUUGAAUUCGGCUGACCCCAUUCGAUUUUCAUGUCUAAAAAUAUGGGCCCGAGAAGGGAUGAGGGACAAAGAAUUUUACAGCAUACGAUCGAGAAAUUAGUGCUGCAGAUAAUAAAAAAUGUCGGUCAAUGAUUGAACGAUUGUUGCUUGGGUAAUUGUUGAUUGGAUACAUCGGAAAAACUUUAUUAAAACGUAUGCCCCUCUAAGUAUCUAAUUCAGUCAUCGACGGCGUAAUCACGUUUUGCGGAUGCCUAAUAAAUGGUAAUAUAAUAGUUGAGUACGUUUCUGUCUUUAAAGAUAGGUCUGACUCAGCGAAAUAGAAGAGACUGAAAUACCUAUUUUCGGAUGCAUCCAAUUUUUCGUACAAAAGCUCUGUGACGCUAUUUGAAUCCGCCGCAGACGACUAGAGUGCUGCAUGUUUUGUUGACGGUGGACGUAACCGUGUGAGGUCCAACAGGAGAUAUCUAAGUGCAUGAGGGCCAAAACUUCCCGCUAAACGGUUUCGAAGUUUGGCAUCUGCAAACUUGUGACAUAGGGAAGACUGCGAGGUUCAACAACGGGCGACUCCGGCAACUACUGCGGAUUUGACCUGCAUGCCGUGUCUUGAACAUGAGAUUCAAAUGCUUAUAGAAUUCACUCCCUCCUUGUGAUGGAGUAAAAUACAGUCGACUCGGUGAUCCGUCUUGUUCACAGCGUCAGCUUUCAGAACUGCUGUCUAGGUUGGAGCCAAAGAUGUGGUGAUUAAGUGAAAAUUUGGGCAGAUGUAGUUUAUUCAGCCCCAGAGAGAAGGUUGGAUCCCAAUGACCCUGAUUCACGGGAGUAAAGUGACAGAUGGAUGAGGACAAGAGAGUGUUUGCCCACUUAUCGCACGGAAUGAUCAACAAAAGCUCGUGGCGCGUGGAGCGUAGAGCCGGCCAACCCAACAGUGGUUAUACGCAAUAGUUAUUGAGGCAGAGAAAAAUUUAAUGAGCUAAUUGGACUUUUUACUUACACGGAGCGCCUAUAAGCCUGUUCUGCGCCUGAACGGUGGACUCUAGAUAUCCUGAAGAAGGAGCUGUGAAUACUUUUCAUUUAACGAUUUACUAUAGUUUGUGUGUACGAAUUUUUUACCUUUAAGGGCCUAACAGAAAGCAAUAAUGAUUCUUUCAGGUUUUUGGUUCCGAAUUUACCUUGCUUGGUGAUGGUCAGGAGGAAGAUCGAAUGCGGAUAGCGGAGCUCGUUCUACAGAAAAUGGAGGAGCUCAUCCGUGCACCUGCUGCGUACGUCCUUUUUCACCAGCACAGUGGCUGUCGUUCUAGUGCUCCACACGCCAAAUAUGCCCUCUUAUCUACAGUACUAGCACUUUUUUGAUACAUGUUUCCCUCUUUUUUGGAUAAACAGCAUAAUCAAGUCUUUUACACACCACUAUGCUCGAAAUGAAUUAGUGAUUUUUACGUGUUUUUUGGCAGAUUUGAUUAAUUCAUUUGACCCAGUUGUGAAAAGCUCUGCGGUUUCCGUGUGAUUCGAACUUCACCCUCACGGCCCCCGCUGGGUUCUCAUAGUCCAGGUGGUUAGAGCGUUAGCUGCACUCAAGCCUUGUGCUUGUCGUUAUGGGUUCGAAUUGUUUUUAUGUGUUACGAAUAAAAAUUUGGGAGAAUGACUUUCCCAAAUCGGUUUGGUAGUGGACAUACUGAACAAAACUAAAAUACAUUUCUUGUAUGUAAGACAUUUCGCUUAAAUAAGAUAACACCGCCCAUUCUCACUAUUCGUCGGGACAUUUUAACGAUGAUUAAAUCCAGUUGGAGAAGUCGUGAAAUAUCCAAACAGGAGGGGACCUUUAUCUGAAGAAGUACUUUUGCACUGUGUCCUUCCGUGUUAGGAAUUCAGCUAACCCUCUUCAGAGAUCGGAUAAUGUUGUGCACAGUCAGCGAAGUGGUGCAAUUUAGUAUGACGUAAGUUUAAAGUGGUUAUCGAUAGGUUGUUGCAUUUAUGUGUGAUUAGACUACCGGAAGCACUUAAAUCAGAACGAACUUACCAUUUUUGAAGGCUAGUGGGUAUUCCAUUUAAAAAGUAAGCCGUGUUAUCAUUUUUUCUUCACUUGGUACAAAGAACUGUUUCGUUAUUUAAAAGCCUGUUAUCUGUAAGAGACUGCCAUUUUUACAAUUAUAAGACCAAUUGUUAUAUAUAUAUCAUUCCAAUUAGACGAACGCUGUUUCUUCAAAAUCUGCUCCGAACGAUUGGCCUUAAUGUGGACUCUCCAAAUUUGCCUAGCAAUCAGUUUCUAAGGCCGUAAAGCGUAGUUUUUUGACAGUGUGGGUUUGCGUGUGCCGUUAUGAUUGUAAAAAAGGAGGGGAAAGUCACGUUAAGAAGGGAUCCUUUUGGAAAAUUAACAGUCCCAUUACAAUAGACAAUAUGCAGAGUUUAUGCUAAAAUGCUCCAUUCCUCAGGCGGGACGUCGUCCCACCAAGUUCAUUCUGAUAUAACCCGGAUUGUGAGAAAACAGUACAUUUAGAAGUCAUUCUUUAAGGAACAACUGAAUAUUUUGCAUCAACCACGAGAAGGCCGUUUAGACACACUUGAAAUGUUUUAAUUCUUUAUUAUAAAAUACACUUUCAAUCUUAGCCAAGUGAAGAGCUGUUUCGAAGAUGACAUCAGGCAUAUGAAGGAAUCAAAGAAGGUAAGUAAAACGAGGAGACUGAAGUACAUUUCAAAAACCAUCUGACUUUUCCCAUUGAGAAAUUUCGAAAAAAACUAUUUGCAUUUUUUCACCGGAUGUAGCAGGUAAGGUCCUGGAUUUUUACGAAACGAACAAAACUUAUAAAACAAAAGUCGCUUGGGAGAAGAAAUAGCAUUGACUUCCAAGAGGACGCUCACCGAGAAGCUCAGCAAGUGACUGAAGAACAUUAUAUAAAAUGCAGUUACAGAUGAUAUGGUCUGGAGGCAUUCGGUUAUUUUAAUAAGGUACACCACACUCGGCACUAAAUCAAAUCAUUACUGUGUGAGUACAUGUGGAGACGAUGCCAACAAGACGGCAUCACAACAGUGUCAUCUCACCCCUCUGAACAUUUAUUGUUCCUUUGCAGGAAAGUCGCAGAACCGUUGACCUGUGUGACUAAUACACCAAGAGUUAGCAGCCCUGCGUCCAUUGAUUCACCGAUGCAAAUGACGCACACAGUGACCUCUCCCGCCUCUGUGGCCUCCGCCGCAGCCAAGACGUCUCCAAUACCACCUCUAGGCACGAGCUUUGACUUGCAUGACCGCACCUUGUCGACAGCGCCUGCGGGUCGCGUCGAGGUCGACCCCUGGGCCGUGCAGCAGCCAGCAUCGAACAGCGGUGCGGUCUCAGCCCCAGCAAAAUCCACCAUGACGACCAGCUUCUCUACGACGGUCUCACAAUCAGCCUUUGAUCCCUUCGCUCCUCUUGCAGAGACGGCGACAACGAAACCCUUUGAUAGCUCUCUCGGCUUCUUUUCGUCCAAACCAGCCAGCACUUCUCAAAGCAGUAUGUUCGGCAGCGGUGUUUCUCAGAACCAGUCGGCAGGUCGGGAAGGAGGCCUUGCCGGUGACACCACUAAGCCCAUGCACAGCUUUGGAGACAGGCCGUCCGCCUCAAGCAGCCUCGUGGAUGAUUUCUCUUCCCUGUCAUUGCAGAAGUGAGUUGUCUUGUAGACGACGACGACUGCUGCUCUGUUUUGCAGGCGGUGUUGUGGGCUUUGCUAUGAAACCACCGCAGUGCAGCCGAGAACCGUGGAGGUUAACCGAAUAGAACGAGUAACUUGUAUUAGCGACUUCUUUGGCAGUGUCAGUUACCAGUUCUCUAGUAAAUGCUUGAUUUUAGGACGAACGUUCAAGUUGAGGAAGAGUGCUUCCCUAUGGUCAGCAGAGCACUAAAGACACAAUCAAAUAUUAUGUAUUAUGUAUGUAUGCAUGUAUCAAUCACUCUACUGCCAUCAGGAUCAUUGUCCUUGUCUUCAGGAGACCGUUGUUCCUGUGGUAAAGAUACACCUAGCCAUUGUUCUUUCGGGUAUUUCCAAUUCCUAUCCAUCGACUGAUAAAGAGUGGUCGACACCAACAUCUUUACUGCACUUUUUAAGGGCUAAAUUAUCCUACAAAACUUUCAUCUCCAAUGUACUACCCGGAGGGAGUGGUAUAAGGACACUUGAUCAGCCUUUGACUGAUCGUGGUAACAGCACACACCCUCAUACUAGUCGUCCCCGAGGAAACAUCCGACACGAUCUCCAUAAUCAAAAAAGUGACAAAUCAUAAAACGUUCGCAAAACGGCCGUCAAAAUCCAAGAUUAGAUUUUCUUGUGAUGCACUUACCCAUCCACGUUUACCUGGCCAGUCAAACUAGGCAGAGUAUAAUUUCAAUAUGCGCCACUAGAGAACUCUCAGAGUAGCAUGCUGGCCUCCAUUUACGUUAGAGCAUACAACUAUGUGAAUGACUGCAGCUGGUCCGAUUCGGAAACGUCCGGCAAAAGAUGUUUUACAACUGUAUCUUUAACUUUGAGGCCGCUGAGAUUGGGGGCUGAGUCAAUGAUCCCACUACGGCAGGCCUAAGGAGCCUGCACGUUUGCUGACUGCUCACUCAAUCGUCACAUCAAUUUUCCGCCCUCCCAGCCAUAUAGUUUUAUGAGCCUUCUCUACGGGGAGACAAUGACGGCGUGGUAUAAUCGGGAGCCGACAGUUAUCGGCGCGGUCAACGAGGGCAGUGGAGACAUAAAUCACGAUAAACUGAGUCAUAUUCAGCCACAUAAUCAGCACUGGCGGGCUAUGUACCAAGCGAAGCUCACCAAUAUAAUGAUAGCUGUGCGCAAGAGCCUCCAGUCACUGAGGAUUGGUAGACAAAGUCACUGCUCGGAACGCCAGACUUUAUAUGAACCUCACCCACUGAAUGCUUUUUCUUUUUCUUUUGCCACGCCGUCUGGGAAUCAUAUUUUCACUACUGCUUACGUAUACGUUCGGUAGUGCCUUUAUGAGCUCGCGUGAGUAUUUCCAAACAAUGAGUGCAAGCAGUACUCUAAAGGAGAUAUUCUGCAAUCGGAAUGCAACUAACUAUAACGCCGGCUGUCUUGGUCAAAAGACACUGAAAUGGUAUGAUUUUAAAUAGGAAUGGGCUUUGCAGACAUACAAUUAGAAUUAUUCGAGAGUUUUCAUCUUCCUGAGGCGCAAAUCGGGGUCUCACUUUCUCCAUAGCACUCGACGCCGCGGUAUUUUUAUAUCAUCUGUUUAUGAAGCGCUACUCUUACUCCAUGACAGAAAAUCAGCCUCUCAGAGUACCUUAAUGAACUUAAGUUCACUAUAUAACAUGUCUUUCCAGUAAGUUUAUGCAAAUCCAAAUUUUUGGAGCCUUAUCUUUGCUGUAUGUAUUAACAUUAUUUUCCCUUAUAUUCUUUUAAAAAAUCCAAAGUUUAUUGCGUCUAAACAAAAAAAGGGAGUCAGCUUCCCUCUAAACGUCCAGGUUGUGCCUGCACAGUUUUAAUAAGACUGCCAUUCUUGCCGAUAACACUUUCGUUGUUGGCAGAAAAAUCACAAUGAACUCUAGAUGGGAUUCCGUUGACUCAUAUAUCUUAUUCUUAAUGGAGGAGAAAACAAUCAACCGAAUUCUCUUCGUCUAAAUCUUCACACUGAGGUGCACACCCGCAGAACUGCAAACCACAGCCCACAGAGCAGUCACCAACAUCGGACGUAUAUUGCCCUUUAACAGGACACCCCUCUGUCGCGAAAACUCAUCUGCUCGAUGAAAGGGUGCUGAAAAAGACAGGCGAGACUGGGGUGAUCAGUUCUGUCUUGUCAUCCGUCGUCAGUCAUCCGUACCUAACCCCAGAUUCGGGUCUCGCUGGAUUCACAACCGACAGAAGCCAUUUAAAGAAACGCUUGCAUGCUGAAACCUUGGCAGUGGGCUGGAAAAUGUGGCACCAUAACAGCGUAUGAAACUAGCGUGGGAAAACUGCUUGUCCAUGUACGCGAGCACAUGAUGGCAACUCAGAUAUCGGACCACAACCUUAAAGUUGCAACGUGCAUUAAAUAGAUUAACAAGGCUUUCGAACUUUAAAGAGCAACCAUCUUAGGCCAAGGAGCCUCAAAUAUAGAGAGGCUCGUAUUAUAAGGCCUGGUCUUUGGAUGGCGAAUCCUUCCACGGGCAUGCAAAGUCCCGUGUACUUUGCAAUGUUCGCAAUCCGAGUGUUUAUAUGAGAGUAGAAGACUAAUCGAGCGCCGGGACACUUUGUUUAUUAUUCAGAGCUGUCAAACUCGUGUAGGAGUUCAUCGCCAGAGGUAAUCGCAGCAACAGAACAAGCCACAUUUACACGAAGUGCAAGACAAUCAACGAACAACGACGGGGGCCCCUAGGUUACUGCGCAGGGCUCUGUAUGCCGGCGCCAAAUGGAUGCAUCAAUUGACUGAGCAUGCUCGGAUCGCGCAUACGUGAACGUAAGCUGGCUGUGCGACGGGCGGCGAUUUAUCGCAAGUGGCCGCCCACACCUACGAAACGGGCUAUAAGUUCAACUUCUCAGCCGUCAAGAUAAUCCUCCACGUCGGAUGCAAGACAAAUCGAUAACUGAUUGAAGUUUGAGUCUCGGAUAGGAAGUAAGUCAACCGGCACAUCGAUCUGGCGCCGACGUACAGAGCCCUGCGCAGUAACCUCCGGGCUCAGGUCAUUGACCAUUGAUUGUCUGGUGUUGUUGCGCCUACUUUUGACGACGAACGCCUGCACUAGUUCGACAGCUACGAAUGCUAAACAAAUUGUUCCGGUGCUCGGAACAGCCUGAAAACGAACUCAUGCCGAUAGGAAAAGCAAUGAUACCAUCGGACCAAACACCUCUAACAGAGGCCCCACUACCCUCUGUCGAAAUGACAACUAAUAACACGGGUACUCAAAAACCUGUCAGACAUCCACCAAAAGUUCGAGAAGCUGAAAAAAUAAAAACAUUGGCCAAACCAAAGCGGAGUAGUUUGGCAUGCAAUCCAAAAUACUGUUCGAUUUUCACAAUGGAGAGUCAACCAAACUCUCUAAAACGUCAGAAAUACAAUCAAUUUGUUUCAACAAGCCAUUCCUCCCUGGUAAGCAUGCAGUACACCUCACACCCUAUCUGAUAUAGGAAUCGCAGGUCCAAUUUUACCGUUAUUUGUCCACAAUGUUGUAGGAACACAGAACAAGCAUAUUCAACGACUGAGAAAUCUAAAACUGGUCCUUGGAGCUCCGCACAACCGUCUCAGCCAGCUGUCAGUCGGCCUACUGUACCACCGAGACAAACGUCUCUUCUUUCAGGGACAAGCAACGAGGAUGCUGACGACACAAUGAAGAAUUUGAGAAAGACGUUUGCCGGAAUAUUUGGGGACAUUUAA
Molecule: messenger RNA, 36680 nt
Organism: Spirometra erinaceieuropaei
Lineage: Eukaryota; Metazoa; Platyhelminthes; Cestoda; Diphyllobothriidea; Diphyllobothriidae
Source: the annotation of a GenBank genome assembly